CAUUUCUAUUACAUACUAUGAUCAAGUUGAUCUAUCGAAUGGAAAUAUUACAAUAUAUCAAAUUAUUGAUUCUAAACAUGCAAUUAUUCGACAAAUCGUCUCCGGUGUCAAUAAUCAAUAUUGCUCCCUCUCUUCUGAUGGAAAUAGUGUGAUUAUUAACGUUAUAUCCAGUACUUUUAAUAGUCCUGGUCAAAAAUAUUACAUACAAGUUGAUACCGAUUUUGUAAAAAGUCGAUCGAUUAAAGAUCCUCUUUUGGGUGUUCAAUCUCGUAUCUGGCAAUUCUCCACAGAUGAUAUUUCAGCAAAUAAUAUGCACACAGGAAGUAUACAAGGAUUGCUACAUCUAACAGCAGAUGGGACACAAAUGUUUCUCCAAAUGAACAAUAAGGACAAAUCAGCCUUUUUUGCGUCUUUAAAAAAUGAACUUUCACAGAUCAUCCCUGUGAAGUCAGAAAGAUUAAGUUCGAGAGAAGUUCAUCAAGUUCUAUACGGCGGAGCACCUUUUGAACAAGUUCAACUUUUUUUUACUAUCAGUGAUUCGAAUGAUAAUACACAGAGAAGUGCUUCCUUAGUUGUGCAGGAUUUAAACACAAUGGUACGAAACAGCGAUAUUACUAUUAUCUCUGUUGGGAAUUUUACAAAAUAUUUAGAUAAAAAUUAUGGAUUUGUGAUACGUG
Molecule: messenger RNA, 677 nt
Organism: Racocetra persica
Lineage: Eukaryota; Fungi; Glomeromycota; Glomeromycetes; Diversisporales; Gigasporaceae
Source: the annotation of a GenBank genome assembly